Messenger RNA from Thalassophryne amazonica, 585 nucleotides. Its product is annotated as terminal nucleotidyltransferase 5A-like. Lineage: Eukaryota; Metazoa; Chordata; Actinopteri; Batrachoidiformes; Batrachoididae. Bases 163 to 585 code for a protein of 140 amino acids. Gene Ontology annotation, molecular function: RNA binding; poly(A) RNA polymerase activity. Gene Ontology annotation, biological process: mRNA stabilization. The record is from RefSeq and is a predicted model, not a curated record. The transcript has a single exon.
CCUGUCGUCGCAUGCAUAAAGACGCAUUGUUGCCCAGGAUCCGCAAAAGCGCGCUAACGCCACGGGGAACAUUUCCACACGAACUAACUGCUGGCUAAUGCUCCAGCAGAAGUUACUGGAAACUUCUCGUGGCUUACGUCCUUCUGACUGCUUCUCAUCAAAAUGGACGAACACGUUGAGUCUGCUGCUGUGGUCGGCUGCUCGGACGGGGAGCGCAUCAACCUUAGCGUGCUCAACUGGGAGCAAGUGCAGCGGCUGGACGCCAUUCUCACCGGAUCCAUUCCCAUCCACGGCCGAUGGAGCUUCCCGACCCUGGAGGUGAAACCUCGGGAUAUCGUUAAGGUGGUGAGACGACGCAUGGAGAAGAAGCGGAUACGCGUCCGGGAAGUGCGCCUGAACGGUUCGGCGGCCAGCUACGUACUGCACGAGGACAGUGGUCUGGGCUGGAAAGAUCUGGAUUUAAUAUUCUGCGCUGAGCUCAAAGGAGAGACCGAGUUUCGGACAGUCAAAGACAUAGUUUUGGACGCUCUUCUAGACUUUUUGCCUGAAGGAGUGAAUAAAGAAAAGAUCACACCGCGACCUUAA